Harmonia axyridis is the source of this 817-nucleotide messenger RNA. RefSeq names its product V-type proton ATPase 21 kDa proteolipid subunit-like. NCBI's taxonomy places the organism in Eukaryota, Metazoa, Arthropoda, Insecta, Coleoptera, Coccinellidae. The transcript has a single exon. Gene Ontology annotation, cellular component: proton-transporting V-type ATPase, V0 domain. Gene Ontology annotation, biological process: proton transmembrane transport. Gene Ontology annotation, molecular function: proton-transporting ATPase activity, rotational mechanism. The coding region runs from base 20 to 646 and encodes 208 amino acids. The record is from RefSeq and is a predicted model, not a curated record.
AACGUCAACAAUCCUGAAAAUGUCGUCGAUACGUUAUCCCAUGAUAUGCAUCUUUAUACUAUGCUUAGUUACCUCAGUGACGUUAAUAUCCUUAUUUUAUAUGCUGUCUGGAAAAGGCAGCCAACUGGACAUCGGAUGGUUCCUCACCAAAACCUCUCCCUACAUGUGGUGUUCCAUAGGAGUUGGAUUUUCGGUAUCCUUAUCAGUCAGCGGCGCCGCCAUCGGGAUUUGGACCACUGGGGUCAGCAUAAUGAGUGCUGGCAUAAGAGCUCCAAGGAUCAGCACCAAGAAUCUGGUAUCCAUAAUUUUCUGUGAAGCUGUGGCUAUUUAUGGAAUGAUAAUGGCUAUAGUCUUGACCAGCAACUUCGUUGAGAUCACGGAAACUUCUUUGAAAAAUCCGGAGAUAAUGCAGAAUAAUAUGAUGGCUUCCUAUUGUAUAUUUGGAGCUGGACUGACUGUAGGUUUGGUUGAUUUUUUUUGUGGAGUGUGUGUGGGAAUUGUGGGUUCUGGGGCUGCUCUUUCGGAUGCUGCCAAUAGGACUCUUUUCAUUAAGAUUCUGAUAAUUGAGAUUUUUGGCAGUGCUAUAGGGCUGUUUGGAUUGAUUAUAGGGAUUUAUCUGACUUCGAGGAUGAAUAUGAUUUUGUAAGUUUGAUUGAUGUAGAUUUAUAAGUGUAUUUAAGGUGAAAAAUGUGCAAUUAAGAUAUCUGAUAGUGAAUUUUAGUGAAUUAUUUCCCUCAAAAAUUCAUACUAGUCUGUAUGAAGAUUUUUCAAUGUUAAUAUCGAAUUAUUACACUAUAUGUUGAAUUUACUUUCGAUG